AUUCAUGGUAUGAGUAAACUUUUAUAGAGAGGCAGCAUUAUUAAAUUAGGUUUAAGGUGCUCUUACAAUAGAUAUUUACAUAGAUGGAUUAGAAAAAAAGAAAACUUUAAGAUUUAAUGACAAGUAAUAAGGCUUGAUAAGAUUACCAGUAUAUUCAGUAAUACAUAAAGGGUGAUGAAAUUUCAGGUGUUGUGGAUUUGAGAAUGAAUAAAAAUAAAAGAUUGAUCACUUAGGAAUACGGAUUGAAUUAAUUAGUAGAAUUGGUAAUUUAUUGUUUUAAUCUAGAAAUACUUAAUGACUAAAAAUAAGCAUCCAAUUUUAUGUCGAUGGGAAGGGAAUUAGAAGCAUAAGGCAUUUUUUUGGAGGAUAAAUCCUACAAAUUCUAAUUUAAUAAAUUUGAGAAGUAAUAUCAAAGUUUUUAUGGUAAGGAAGUAAAAUUGAGGUAAGAUAGUGGGUAAAUUAAAUCUAGAUAUUAUUAAAGUGUUA
This is a messenger RNA of Paramecium primaurelia, 486 nucleotides long. Lineage: Eukaryota; Ciliophora; Oligohymenophorea; Peniculida; Parameciidae. The record is from the annotation of a GenBank genome assembly.